Molecule: messenger RNA, 985 nt
Organism: Dendroctonus ponderosae (mountain pine beetle)
Lineage: Eukaryota; Metazoa; Arthropoda; Insecta; Coleoptera; Curculionidae
Product: motile sperm domain-containing protein 1
Cellular component (GO): cytoplasm
Source: RefSeq, a predicted model, not a curated record
UAACAUCUGCAAUGAGAAUGCGAGGCGAACAUAUGCGACAUUUUCGCCAAACGCCGAUUUUUGCGUUUCCUCCAUCGUUGACGUUUUUCCUGGGAUCAAAGCACAGUCACGUCCAGGUGCUAACUCUUUACAACCCCUAUGAGUUCCCGAUCAAGUACAAAGUCCAUUGCCAUUCAUCGGCAUGGGAAAAGUAUAUCGUUCCCAAUCCAGAAGGGAUUAUUCCCAAUGAGAGUAGCAUCGAUUUGGCCGUAACACAUAAGCAGGCCAUUCCUUCCAAUUGCAAUGUUACCGAUAAGCUGAAAGUUGUUAUGCAAGACAUAGAAACUGAUGAGAUUCUUGGCAGGAAGACUGUUGAAGCCGUUUUGCUGCCAGGCACAAAGGAAGGCCCCGAUUCGGUGAAAGAUGAACAUGGAAACGGCGCUCUUGAAGGGGAAAUUCGGGGUUCUGUGGCAAGGAGCAACGUGACCGCGAUCCCAGUGGGAAACAGCAUAUUUCUGGGGUUCAUCAUUGUUGUAUGUGCUGUUGUGCUGUUUCUGCCUGCUGAAGUGCAGGUCAGCCCACCUUCAGAUCUUCCUAGUUACCUUCACAUGCCCCACAAGAUCCAGCUGCUGGCAGCUCUUCUCUUAGGGAUGUGCUUGUGUUUGGUCGUGCGCCAGUAAGCUACACUUAUUCCAAAUUCUGGAAUAUUGUCGACACUGCGUGAUUCACCUCAUAGUUGUACAGCUAAUUAUAGUAUUUUAUAAUAACAGUAUAGGGUAGAUGAACUACCUACUAUGAUUUAGGUAGCUGGCCUAAUUUCGACGAUAUUUGACAAAGUUCUUCUAUUUUUGCACUGUACAAAGCGAACACAGGUCGACACAUGGACCUAGACGAUAUUAGAUUUAAGGUUUUCAUUUGCUACGAGUUACCAAUAUUGUUUUGUUAAUAAAUAGGUAGGUGAUAUUUUGUAUAUUUAUAUUUUCAUGUUAUUAUACUCUUGAAAAGA